Molecule: messenger RNA, 1633 nt
Organism: Sorghum bicolor (sorghum)
Lineage: Eukaryota; Viridiplantae; Streptophyta; Magnoliopsida; Poales; Poaceae
Exons: 12
Coding region: 86-1288 (400 amino acids)
Source: RefSeq, a predicted model, not a curated record
ACGUGCUCGCUUUCCUACUCUCCCCUCCGUUCCGAAAACCAAAUCUCUCUCUAGUCUACUGGGCGGGAUAGAGAGAGAGACGGCCAUGGCGGAGGCGCAAGCCCUAGUGCCGGUGCAGGGUCCCGACGAGGCGCCCCUCGAUGCGUCUGCCAUCCGGAGCCGGCUGGAGCAGUUGCGGCGGCAUCUGGGGGGAGGGGAGGAGGAGGAGCAGGCGGAGGUGGCACUGGGUUUGGACGCCCCGUGCAAGGUGCCUCAGAAAACCAUGGAUGAGUGGGACUCUACCACUGCCGCAGCUUCAAUUGAUGAUCUCGAUGCAUACCUGGAAAUGUUGAGAAAGGAUGUAGCCAUGGCAGAGGACGCGAAUAAGAAGGUAUCUAGUGAGAUUAGUGUCGCUGCAGAGACAACAUUCAAUGACAUGAUUCAAGUGGAUGUUGGUAUUGAAAUGCUGGAGUCUUUGUUGUCUAAUCUUGGUCCAAAGCAAAAGACUGGCGAGGGGGAUCAGCAGAUUAUCUUACAAACUAAUUCAUGCAGAAAUCAAAGCAUUGGUGACAAGGACUACAUAUGUGAGUUGGAAGAUCUCCAAAUAGAAAAAAGUAAGAUGGAACUUGAAGUUUUACAACAUCUAAACAGGGAUGGUGAAAUGUUUCAACUUGAAUCUUUGUUAUUGCCAUUUGGAGCGAAGGUCUUAGACUUUAAAGACAACUAUCUCAGGAUGUUCAUGAAGGCACCAGACUGUGAAAUUUAUGGACAGAAAUUUAAUUGUCCUAUUGAUUCGUUUAUUUCAGACCAUGAGCUACUGAUAGAAAUUGAUAAAAGAAAUAUGGAACCAAAGAAAGUACAGAUCAUUCCUGAUGACAUGUCUGUAGAUAUACUGGUUGAGAGGAUGGAGUCCUCCAGAGAGGCCAUUUCUUGUGGAACCUUACAAUGGCUUAUUCAGCAAUGUCAACACCAGGCUAUAAUCAAUGCUUUGAGACGAUCAUUGUUGAAUGAUGCUAAUAGUUCGAGGCAUUCUUUUGAGUACUUUAACAAAGAGGAGAUGAUUGUUGCUCACUUAGAUCGUGGGAUUGAUGUAUCCAUCAAGAUAUCUUCAGAUUGGCCUCUUUGUUCAUACGGCCUGAAGGUAAUUUCAAUCCACAAUUCGGGGGACCGUCCGACAAAUAUUGCUUCAACUCUGCUUUCCAAGACCAAGGAACUGGCCAAUGAAUUGGAGCUGCAGGUUCGCGAACAUCUGGUAAAGUUUGUGGAUGCUGUUGAAGAGAUUCUCAUUCGAGAGCUGCAGUCUUGUUAGGAUCAUGCUGUUGGCAGGAAAAGCUUUGGGGGAAAAAGGACAGCCAACCUCUGCUGGCUUGUGGAUCAAUGUUUCACUUCCACACUUUGUACAGAAGUGACUAUCACCGGUCAUUUUUACUCAUGUAAGGCUGAUUUUUGAAAGUAAGGUGCAUUGCCAGAAAAGAAAAUCUUAUGAAGCUUUUGUUGGUCAGUUCAUAUGUUUCCCAAGUUUGAACCAUAGCAAAUUUAACCAGUGCGUGCAUGGUUCAUAUAUACUUGACUUCAUCCUUUUUAUCACUUGCCUUCAUCCUUUUUGCAUCAUUUAGGAAUUUGAAUAUUCGUGAUGAAGUAUACAUGCAAGGAA